AUGGAGAGCUCCCGCCUCGGCCGCCUCUGCCUGGGCUGCUCGCUGCUCUUCCUGCUGGGCGCCGGCCGGGGGCCCAGGGCUGCCGCCAGCCAAAGCCAGGAAGAAAAGGACCUGAUUGAAGCUCUCCAGGAGGUGCUGGAGAAGCUGAAGACGGAGCGGCUGCCCUCCAUCGAGAAGAAGCUGGGCUCGGUGCCCUCGUGCGACGCCGGAGAGCUGUGUGCCGUGAGGAAAGGAGCCCGGAUCGGGAGACUCUGCAACUGCCCCCGCGGGACGGCCUGCAACUUCUACAUCCUCAAGUGCUUGUGA
Chelonoidis abingdonii (Abingdon island giant tortoise) is the source of this 306-nucleotide messenger RNA. Its product is annotated as cocaine- and amphetamine-regulated transcript protein-like. NCBI's taxonomy places the organism in Eukaryota, Metazoa, Chordata, Testudines, Testudinidae. Gene Ontology annotation, biological process: cellular response to starvation; G protein-coupled receptor signaling pathway; adult feeding behavior. Gene Ontology annotation, molecular function: neuropeptide hormone activity. The record is from RefSeq and is a predicted model, not a curated record.